This is a messenger RNA of Puntigrus tetrazona (Sumatra barb), 4358 nucleotides long. It is a transcript of the gene fhip1aa, whose product is annotated as FHF complex subunit HOOK interacting protein 1Aa. The transcript is spliced from 13 exons. The record is from RefSeq and is a predicted model, not a curated record. NCBI's taxonomy places the organism in Eukaryota, Metazoa, Chordata, Actinopteri, Cypriniformes, Cyprinidae. The coding region runs from base 463 to 3384 and encodes 973 amino acids.
GGUGACCGCGCGAGCGCAGCGGCGUCAGUGAUCUCCGGCUCUUUAAUGAUGAACGCUUGAUAGACUCAACAGAAGCGUCGCCGCGCUGAGACGUCGUUAUGAAAACGACGGCAGGACAGGAUUAUGAUCGGUUGAACGCCAGCGGAAUAUGACACAGUGGAGCAGCGCUGCUGAGGCGAAGUUUUGUCAGGUGUGGAAGAAAAAAAGCGUUUGGACGUUAAAGGCGAAAGCCCGCGUUUACUAGAUCUCAAUCUACAUGUCUCAGAAGAGUUCCUGAGCCCUCUGACGAUGCAAAUGUUUCCUGCCUUACGAAAAAAACAUUUUUUCAGCAGCAGCUCUUUUAGCAAUAUUCUAGAUGAGGUUGUCAUUGUCUAAUGGUACCGUGUAGUCAUCCAUGUUUGGUUGAAUUCGGCAUCCACUCCACCGCUCAUGAUGGUUUAGUCCUGCUGUGAAAGCACAACAAUGACAUCCAUGGUUGCCAAUGGGACUCGAGGUGGCCAGUCACUGGUCCUGAAAGGAGUGGACCCUGAAACAUGCAUGAUUGUGUUCAAAAACCACUGGGCACAGGUGGUGAAGAUUCUAGAGAAGCAUGACCCAUUGCGCAGUAAUACUGGUGGUCUGGGUGGAGGUCAUGGUCUUGGUGGGAGUGGAGGACUCGGCAGCUUCCGAUUCGGUCCAAUCCCUGGCGAUGAGGCCAGCGCUGUGCAGAACUAUGUAGAGCACAUGCUCUACCUCCUCAUGGAGGAGGAAUGUGGUCAAAAUGGAGCCAUGGGGCCCAUCCUGGAGUUUGUGGUGAUGGAGAACGUGUUGGAGAGACUGUUUAUCUGGAGCCUGAGGCGAGAGUUCACAGAUGAUAUGAAAUUAGAGCAACUGAAGAUGUAUGAGAUGCUGAUUGGACAAGCCAGGCAGCCAUUACUUCAUCAUAAACCAGUUCUUAAGCCUUUGAUGAUGCUCUUGUCGUCCUGCUCCGGCUCCCCAUCGGGUCCAAGCUCCUCUGCAGUGGAGACAGAGCUUGUGCUGCUUCUGAACCAGCUGUGCUGUGUUCUGGCUAAAGACCCCUCAGUCCUAGAGCUUUUUUUCCAUACGAGUGAAGACCAAGGAGCUGCUAAUUUCCUCAUCUUCUCUCUACUCAUCCCCUUCAUACACAGGGAAGGGUCCGUUGGACAGCAGGCCAGAGAUGCGCUUUUGCUUAUCAUGGCUCUUUCUGCUGAGAACCAUGUUGUGGCCAAACACAUCGCAGAGAACACCUAUUUCUGUCCGGUUUUGGCUACAGGUCUGAGUGGGCUUUACUCUUCUUUGCCUACCAAGUUGGAUGUACCCGGUGAAGAGUGGCACUGUCUGCACCGUGAAGACUGGCAGCAGCUGCCUGCUCUUGUGCAGUUUCUUAACUCCUUGGAGUUCUGCAAUGCUGUCAUACAGGUGGCCCAUCCUUCCAUCAGAGACCAGCUGGUUGGCUACAUUCAUAAUGGUUUUCUGGUCCCUGUUUUAGCACCAGCAUUACACAAGUUGACACUUGAAGAAGUAAUGACAACAACAGCAUACCUUGACCUCUUCAUACGCAGCGUUUCUGAACCUGCGUUGCUGCACACCUUCCUAAGCUUCAUCCUGCUCCAUCGCCAUGACAAUGUGCACAUUUUGGACACACUAGUCAGCCGCAUCAACACUCCCUUUCAGCUUGGCACUGUAUCCCUGGCCCUGUUCCGUACUCUCAUUGGCUUGUAUUGUGAGGAUGUCAUGCUCCAGCUUGUGUUCAAGUACCUAAUCCCCUGUAACCAUAUGAUGUUGAGUCAGCGAAGAGUCCUGAGAGAAAGAGACUGUUACUCUGUAUCAGCCGCCAAGUUUCUAACUCUUACACCCUCCUGCUGUUCCCCAGAGGUCAUCCCCCCUCCUCUCAGACAACUGGACUCCAUCCUGUGGUCAAAAGGCACUGAUGGCUCUCAUAUAGGAACUAUGGAAUCAAAAGAGGUCCUCUCAGAGCAGGAUGACUGUGAUAACUCCUGUGUCAUUGGCUCAGAGAUCUACCUGGAUGUCAGUUACCUGCACUACUUGUACGAUGCACAAAACGGCAUCAGUCACUGUAUGCGAGCGUGUCGUGUGUGGUCGGCCCCAUACGAUGGUGAGAACCCUCCUCCAGAAGAAUACCAGCGCAGCACCUUGGAAGAAACUGGAAGGACUCGGCCACCAGUUGCCAGCAGGAAAACCCCAAAUCAAAUGCAUCGCUCUGGCCCACCACUCAAAGAUCUCACUGCUACUCCCGGAUUGCUGGAGCUGGAGUGGGAUGAUAGUUACGACGCUUGUCCUACACAGCUGCAGCCAGAGGAAGAUCAGGAGACUCGCCCCAUCCCGGACGAGCCCCCAAAACACAUUCAAGAACUGCGGAGAACGGCUAUUAUGAUUGUAAAGGGCUCUUACAUUGAAGAGUCGGAGUUCCAGAAUGAUGUUAUGGUCUAUGACCUGGUAGCUCAGAAGGAUGCUCAUGACUCUGGUAAUAGCUAUCGUGCCUCAUCCAAAUCUACAGAAGCAGCAAAGCAGGAGGUAGUAACCGAUCAAAAGACUACAAAUUCAGAAUCCCCAAUGAGCAAUGGUUUGAGCUCCCCAUUAGACGAAAUGGACAGUAAAAAGAGAGGGUCUCAAUCAGACCAUAAAUCACUGGAAGGGGAGGACCUGAUGGCCCAGUAUGAGGAACUCAUAAGGACUCUGGGUGCACAGCACAGUCCAGCAAAAACUGACAGUGACCUCAAGAGUCCUACAGACCUCAUGGAUGAGGAAGAUGAGAUUGACUUUAGCUCUUUCUCCCCAGAGACACCAGAGGCAGAAAAGUUACCAUCUCCUUUUGGGACAAAACCCCGCAGUGGGAGCAGGGGGCAUGCUGUGCCUUUUACAGGGCCGUUUCUGAGUGUACUGCUGUCUCGUCUAGAAAACAUGCCAAGUAAUUCUCUCCAUGUGAACCUGCUUCUGACUGGCAUCUUGGCCCAGUUAGCUGCUUACCCUCAGCCCCUGCUGCGCUCCUUCCUUCUCAACACAAACAUGGUGUUCCAGCCCAGUGUCCGCUCACUAUACCAGGUACUGGCCUCAGUGAAGAACCAGAUAGACCAGUGGUCAGCGAAUAAUAAAGACUUCCCAGAGCUUCUCAUAGCUGCCCAGCACUGCUUAUUGGCCAGGGAGAGUUCACUAAGAGACUCUCAAAGUCCACAUAAUGGAGAUUGGUCCCAUAGUUCUGAAUCAGACCGAAUCAAGACAAAACCGAAUAUCCAACCCAAAACCGUGGUUCCCUUAAACAAAACUGAGGUAUACGCCACAGUUCUUUUCACAGAGUUCCUGAAAGAGCUAGCAGCCUUUGCACAAGAACACUCCAUCCUUUCUCAUCUUCCCACGGAGCAGUAGCCUUUUAUGUUUGUUAUUAAUUUUUCCAGGAAACUUUUGAAAUGACAUUUUGACUGAUUUUUAGCUCUUACUGAAAGCACUAAAACUACACUGUAAACUCUAAAGUAACGUGGGAAUGUUUUUUUGGGGGCCUUUUUAAGCGUAUGUUUUUGUCUAUCGUGUGACACGUCCAUCAUUUGAUUUAUGCAUUACCAAACCUGCCAUAAAACAUAGAUUUGCCUUUAUUUCACAAAGUUGACUUGAGGACACAAAAUGCUGGAUGUCUAAAUCAAAUUUCAGGCCUAAACUAAUUGGUGAUGGCCAUACAGCCAUUUGAGCAAGAGAUGACGAGGCAUUGCGUUAUUAUCAUUUGAGGAGCGUAUUCUUUACAGACUGGAUAUAGUACUGCUGGAACGUUCCCAUGAUGGCCUUACACUGAUAGUGCCUGUUCCUUCAGUCCUUCCUUUUCAACAUCAUCUUCACCUUUUUGUAUACAGCAAGCACACUCUGUAAAACUUUUACACAACUUGUCUGUAGAAUUGCUGGAUUUCCUUUGACCUUGAGAAAGCACUCUUACACUGUGGCACUGGUUCUAUGUAGAGCAUCACUGAUCAUAGCUUUCACUGUCUAUGCAGCACAUAGGUUGUUAACAAUCAUGUUUGAGACUAGCAGCACGCAUGCUUGUUAAUUAGUAUGAUUUUUUUUUUUUUUUUCUUUAGCGGGGUAGGAUAUACACUAUUGUUCAAAAGUUUAAGCUUAGUAAGUUUUUGUUUUAUUUAUUUGUAAAGAAAGAAAUCAUUUUAUCCGGGAAUGACACAUUCAGUUGAUCGAAUGUGAAAGUGAUUUUGUAACGAUUCACAUACAUUCACAAAAAUCAGGUAAAUGAGCCUAUUCAUAAAACAAAUCGGUUUCCGCAAACAUUUUAAUCAGCACGACUACUUUUUAAUAUUGAAAAGAAAAUUCAGAUUUGCCAAAAAAACUUUUGUAAUUUGUAU